AUGCAGGCGCUGGGCAAUCAAAUCGGCUACAAGGUCCGCAACAUCUCGCAUCAUGGCCAGCCCACCAUCGUGAUCGAUCUCAACGACAGCAAUGGCCACUGCCACAAGUUCAUCACCAGCUAUUCUUCCAUGGAUACAAUCGAGGGAACAGUCACCAUCACUGCACCGCACGACACUCGUUUUGAGGACAUCGACAUCGCAUUCACUGUAGUCUCGGAUCACAUACGCGACGUACAUCUCUCACUACCACCCAGCAUUGGCGAUCCCGAUCUUGCUGGUUUUGGCAGUACACUGCUUGAUGACCUUGCGCCGGAAAUGUCAAAGAUCACCUACGGAAUCCAAGUCAAAAUCGCGCACACUCGCGGAUCAGAAGGCAUCUCGGUGCUUGCUGAUAAGCUGAAGAAAGUGCGCGUGAAGCCAGCCUUUGCAGAGCAGCCCCCACUGAACAUUGAUCACAACGACGAGUACCGAUCGCGACAGGAAAAGACAGUCAAGAAGGGUUUGUUCAAAGGAAAGCUCGGGACAUUAUCUGCGAAGACUAUCCAGCCGCCACCUCUUGUCAUUCCUGGCGCAAGAUCAACAGAGGGCAGAACGAUCACGACUAUGGCCAAGUUAGUUCUCCGUUUUGAUCCCACAGAGGAGACCAGCGCACCACCGAAACUCGGUUCAUUGGGGACAAAGUUGAAGGUCGUGACCUACUACGCCUCAGCUCCUAGGCAGAAUCUACCAACGCGGUCUACGCUCGGGUUCGAUCUGUCGCAAGGCCUAUACUCCGAGUACGUGCCGCUGUCCAACCUUUGCAUCGCCUCCGCCCAGUGGGAAAAGCACGAUGCGGCACAAAACCCUAGUCCAGAAAGCCUGGUUCGACGCGACUCCGGCAUUAGCGAUUGCUCAACUCUGAGCGAAGCGGAGAAGGCCUUCGCGAUUGGCAUCCUACCUGCAUCCAAGGAUUACAAGCAAGGUGUCUUCUUCACAGCGCAGAUCUUGGUGCCAAUCACCCUUCCCAUGACACAAAACUUCAUACCGACCUUUCAUUCCUGCCUUAUCUCACGAACAUACACCCUCGCGCUGCAGUUCUCCGCCCACGGAAGCUCCAGUAUACAUCUGAAGGUCCCGAUCCAGAUCUGCGCCGAAGGCAGUGAUACUGGUAUUGAGAAUGCUAGGGCGAGGAGUGUCGAGGAGACGGCAUUCAGAGCUGCCUCUGAUGUCUUUGCUCCACGCAGUGUUGCACCUCCAAGCCCUGAGACGGCUCGCAGCGCGAGUGUUGGUACGCGAGAAGAGAUGCCGCCCGGCUAUUCGGCUUUUGCGCCGCCCAGCACGAGGUACAGCGUGAGCCAUUCUAUCGUUACCUGA
Molecule: messenger RNA, 1353 nt
Organism: Alternaria triticimaculans
Lineage: Eukaryota; Fungi; Ascomycota; Dothideomycetes; Pleosporales; Pleosporaceae
Exons: 2
Coding region: 1-1353 (450 amino acids)
Source: RefSeq, a predicted model, not a curated record